Heterobasidion irregulare TC 32-1 is the source of this 267-nucleotide messenger RNA. RefSeq lists its product as uncharacterized. The transcript has a single exon. Bases 1 to 267 code for a protein of 88 amino acids. NCBI's taxonomy places the organism in Eukaryota, Fungi, Basidiomycota, Agaricomycetes, Russulales, Bondarzewiaceae. The record is from RefSeq and is a predicted model, not a curated record.
AUGCAGUCCGAGGCUCUUCUCAACAGAGAAGCCAUAGCCUACUGGACGUCGUUCAUAUCUACAGGCAAGCCAUCAAGUGCUAAACUGCCUGCAUCCCCAUCCUGGGAGGCUUUCACUGGCUCCGAGAAUGCAUCCCGGUUCCGCAUGACGCUUACGCUAGGCGACGACAACGCCACAAAAUCGGCCAUCGAACAAGUGUCCCAAUUUGAGGUGGAUCGAUGUGCGUUCUGGAUGCAGGCCGACAUCACUUCUCAAACCAGGUUGUAG